Messenger RNA from Suillus subalutaceus, 447 nucleotides. RefSeq lists its product as uncharacterized. Lineage: Eukaryota; Fungi; Basidiomycota; Agaricomycetes; Boletales; Suillaceae. The transcript is spliced from 4 exons. The record is from RefSeq and is a predicted model, not a curated record. The annotation marks the transcript as partial.
CUUCGUCUCAAAGCCAGAAAUGAAGGGAAUCUCAUGGAAGAAUGUUUCGACCGGAGCCGCGAAGCGUUCGCUUGUCACAAUGGAGCACUUGCUAGACAGCUUUCCCUGGAUGGUGAGGCGCACAAAGCCAACAUGGAGCGCUUAGAUGAGGCAGCCAGCACGAAGAUAUUUCAAGGUAUGAGACUGAUGAACGGAGUGCCCGACACAGUUGAACUCCACGGACUCUUUGUCUCAGAAGCCAAGUCGUACUUCAGCAACGCUGUUCGAAGGGCUCGGGACAGUGGAGAAUCGCCACUUUAUGUGAUCGUAGGAAGGGGAAAUCACUCCGAAAAUAACAUCCCUAGGAUCAAACCUGAAAUCCAAGAAUAUGGGAGAAGUUUGGGCCUGGGUGUUGAAGUGGAUCCUCACAAUGAUGGCCGCCUUAUUGUGAGUCUUAAUUCCAGCUAA